UGCUGCGGUCGAUCGGGUAAAUCCUAUAAAUGCCCGACGGUGUCGUCCAACAAGAAGUUUUAACGCGGGGCACCUAUCCCGCGAAUACUUCUCAUUUUUUAAAUCAUCGAGAGUUCAGUGUCGCGUGAAUUAUGUGGAAGAUCCUCUGGACCGCCACUCUUGUGGCGGCCCUCUCAACGUGCCAUGGGCACGCGAGAAGCAAAAGAGCGAUAUACGGAUACGCGCAACCUCAGACAACAUUCCAAGGCUACGAAUAUCCUCAACCUAGCAAUCAGCUCGGUUUUCAAUCAAACAACGAGCAAGUCACUGAGAAACACGAAGCUACUGGAUACGACUACCCAACACCAAAAGAGCCGUUUACGUUUCCACCAAAACCUUCACCCACGCCAUCGCCGGUCACUGGAUACGAAUAUCCAACACCGAAGGAACCGUUUACGUUUCCACCAAGGCCAACACCGCCACCAGUAACACCGAGACCAGUGGUAACAUUUCCACCAAGACCGACACCACCUCCAGUUACACCAAGACCAGUGGUAACAUUUCCACCAAGACCGACACCACCUCCAGUUACACCGAGACCAGUGGUAACUUUUCCACCAAGACCACAACCAACACCAUCUCCCACGCCCUUGGUAACCGGAUAUGAAUAUCCAACACCGAAGGAACCGUUUACGUUUCCACCAAGACCUACACCGCCACCAGUUACGCCAAGGCCGGUAGUAACUUUUCCACCAAGACCUACACCCCCACCAGUUACACCAAGACCAGUGGUAACAUUUCCACCGAGACCGACACCACCUCCAGUUACACCGAGACCAGUGGUAACUUUUCCACCAAGACCACAACCAACACCAUCUCCCACGCCCUUGGUAACCGGAUAUGAAUAUCCAACACCGAAGGAACCAUUCACGUUUCCACCAAGGCCUACACCGCCACCAGUUACGCCAAGGCCGGUAGUAACUUUUCCACCAAGGCCUACACCGCCACCGGUUACGCCAAGGCCGGUAGUAACUUUUCCACCGAGACCAACACCACCUCCAGUUACACCAAGACCAGUGGUAACUUUUCCACCAAGACCGACACCACCUCCAGUUACACCAAGACCAGUGGUAACUUUUCCACCAAGACCGACACCACCUCCAGUUACUCCGAGACCAGUCGUAACUUUCCCACCAAGACCGCAACCAACACCAUCACCUACGCCCCUAGUAACCGGAUAUGAAUAUCCAACACCAAAGGAACCGUUCACGUUUCCACCAAGGCCUACACCACCUCCUGUAACACAAACCAGACCAACACCACCCCCGGUAAUCCAAACAAGACCUCCACCACCAAUUACUCAAAGACCAGAGUACAAUUAUCCAACACCGGGAAAACCGCUCACAUAUCCUCCAAGACCUACACCACCUCCUGUAACACAAACCAGACCAACACCACCUCCGGUAAUCCAGACAAGACCUCCACCACCAGUUACUCAAAGACCAGAAUACAAUUAUCCAACACCGGAAAAACCGCUCACGUAUCCGCCAAGGCCUACGCCACCUCCUGUAACACAAACCAGACCAACACCACCUCCGGUAAUCCAGACAAGACCUCCACCACCAGUUACUCAAAGACCAGAAUACAAUUAUCCAACACCGGAAAAACCGCUCACGUAUCCGCCAAGGCCUACGCCACCUCCUGUAACACAAACCAGACCAACACCACCUCCGGUAAUCCAGACAAGACCUCCACCACCAGUUACUCAAAGACCAGAAUACAAUUAUCCAACACCGGAAAAACCGCUCACGUAUCCGCCAAGGCCUACGCCACCUCCUGUAACACAAACCAGACCAACACCACCUCCGGUAAUCCAGACAAGACCUCCACCACCAAUUACUCAAAGACCAGAAUACAAUUAUCCAACACCGGAAAAACCGCUCACGUAUCCGCCAAGGCCUACGCCACCUCCUGUAACACAAACCAGACCAACACCACCUCCGGUAAUCCAGACAAGACCUCCACCACCAAUUACUCAAAGACCAGAAUACAAUUAUCCAACACCGGGAAAGCCGCUCACAUAUCCACCAAGACCUACACCACCUCCGGUAAUCCAGACAAGACCUCCACCACCAAUUACUCAAAGACCAGAGUAUAAUUACCCAACACCAAAAGAGCCACUGACUUUUCCACCUAGACCGACACCACCACCUGUGAUACAAACGCGACCUCCAACCCCAGGAACGGAAAGGCCCGGAUAUAGCUAUCCAACUCCCAAUAAUCCAUUUACAUUUCCACCAAGACCGACAGAACCGCCUCCAAUUCAAACAAGGCCAACUUCUCCACCUGUAUACCAGACUAGACCACCAAGGCCUGUGACGGAAAAACCUGGAUAUAAUUAUCCCAAUCCAAACGAACCUUUCACAUUCGCCACAAGAACCCCUCCACCUAUAUCAACCCCACCACCUACAAGAUACACGCAACCACCAACUACCAAGAAACCGUUCACGUAUCAACCACCGAGUACAACAAGCAGGCCAUAUACAUACCAAACACCACCAACUACUUUUAGAACCAAUCCGCCAACUUACUUGCCUCCUCAAACAACAUCCAAACCAUUUACUUACCAACCACCAAAUACGACAAGCAGGCCGUACACUUAUCAACCUCCAAAUACUACAAGUAGGCCCUACACUUAUCAAACUCCGAGUACUACGAAGAAACCAUUUACUUAUCAGCCUCCAAAUACCACCAGCAAACCUUACACAUAUCAGCCUCCAACUACAAGCAGGCCAUUCACCUAUCAGACACCACCCACCCCUUCUAGGACCAAUUCCCCAACUUACUUGCCUCCUCAAACAACCUCUAGACCAUUCACUUACCAGCCACCUGGUACUACAAGUAGGCCUUACACUUAUCAACCUCCGAGUACUACAAGUAGGCCUUACACUUAUCAACCUCCGAGUACUACAAGUAGGCCUUACACUUAUCAACCUCCGAGUACUACAAGUAGGCCUUACACUUAUCAACCUCCGAGUACUACAAGUAGACCUUACACUAAUCAACCUCCGAGUACUACAAGUAGGCCCUACACUUAUCAACCUCCAAGUACUACAAGUAGACCCUACACUUAUCAGCCACCGAGUACGACGAGCAAGCCAUACACCUACCAACCCCCACAAACAACGAAGCGGCCAUUCACUUAUCAACCACCGAGUACCUCAACACCAUUCCAAGGAUCUACUUAUUUGCCUCCAGUAGAGACUACAACUUUACGUCCAUAUCAACCCCAAGUAACGACGCAACGUCCAUAUCAACCUCAAGUAACGACGCAACGUCCGUAUCAACCCCAAGUAACGACGCAACGUCCAUAUCAACCUCAAGUAACGACGCAACGUCCGUAUCAACCCCAAGUAACGACGCAACGUCCAUAUCAACCUCAAGUAACGACGCAACGUCCAUAUCAACCUCAAGUAACGACGCAGCGUCCGUAUCAACCCCAAGUAACGACGCAACGUCCAUAUCAACCUCAAGUAACGACGCAACGUCCAUAUCAACCCCAAGUAACGACGCAACGUCCGUAUCAACCUCAAGUAACGACGCAACGUCCGUAUCAACCCCAAGUAACGACGCAACGUCCAUAUCAACCUCAAGUAACGACGCAGCGUCCAUAUCAACCCCAAGUAACGACGCAACGUCCAUAUCAACCCCAAGUAACGACGCAACGUCCGUAUCAACCUCAAGUAACGACGCAGCGUCCAUAUCAACCUCAAGUAACGACGCAGCGUCCAUAUCAACCUCAAGUAACGACGCAGCGAGCUACAUACCUUCCACCUUACUCAACUGCUACCCCGACACGGCCCACAUAUCAACCUUCGACCCAAACGCCGCGUCCCUAUGAACCCACAACGAUAACAUUGCCAACAUACCGACCUCCAAUUACUAAUCAACCUGGCACAAGACCGCCACCAUAUUUACCUCCUUCUUCACCAAGGCCGACUUACACAAAAAUCGAUAUACCCCCGAAUCCUACUGUGCUGUACAGCAUUACCCCGAGCACUAGCAGCCCACGACCUGUUACAGGUGUUCCAUAUCCCCCUCCAACUCUACCCACGGCUACCACUGAACGGGACAACGGGUAUCAGUAUCAAAUUCCUGAUAUUCCAUUUUACUAGCUGAAUUUUGGAAGAGCUUAGGUUAAUGACAUUAUUCCUGUACGCAAAUAAUUUAAUACCCGACCGAUCAAAGUCCCGACAGAAAUGAGCGAUAUUUUUUAAGAAAAUAUAAGAAAUUUAUUACUGUCAACGAAUGAUUCUGUACAUACAUGAAUUGACUCGGUAAUGAUAAAAAUCAUUUUUAUACAUCCAUGUACAAUGUAUAUGCGUUAGAAAGUAAAUAAAAUACCAAUAUUGGUAAUCUUUUUUUAAAUAAAAA
Athalia rosae (coleseed sawfly) is the source of this 4413-nucleotide messenger RNA. Its product is annotated as proline-rich extensin-like protein EPR1. The transcript has 3 exons. The coding region runs from base 132 to 4154 and encodes 1340 amino acids. The record is from RefSeq and is a predicted model, not a curated record. Lineage: Eukaryota; Metazoa; Arthropoda; Insecta; Hymenoptera; Athaliidae.